AUGGUCGUCUUUGACAUGUCGCCUGCGACAGAGCUCAACGCUGAUGUCAUUAAUCUUAUCUUUGAGUAUAUCGAAGACGAUAUACCUGCUCUCUACAACAGUAUACUGGUGAACAAAUACAUUUAUGACAAACUCAUUCCUCUCUUGUACAAAAAUCCAUUUCAUUAUAUGAACACACUUUUGAGAGGAACUAUAAACAAAACAAUAAGAAAUAAAUGUAGAGCUCUCAUAACUACGUACAUCAAAUGCUUGCCUUUAGAUAGACAGCUCUUCUAUCAUAAAGUUGGUGUCAUUGAAAAGCCAAGCUAUCCGAGGCAUCAACACGAACAAUACCUUAGAUCGUUAACGAUCAAUCACUUUAUAGGGUCGUUGAAUGCAACUAAAUAUCAUCAAAUUGCCGAUUCGCAUGGUGUCUUUUAUCACGACCUUAUAACAUUACUGGUAACCGGCAAGAAACAGCUGCAAAUGCUUCACAUAGAAGACACGCAUUUUCAUAUUUUCGAAGAUUUUCUUCAAGAUCUUUCGCCUUCGCUAAAAUCGUUGCGUUUGGAUAUGAAAUAUUACAUUAAUGAAGAUAUUAGUCAUUUAAUUAACAACUUACCCAACAUUGAAAGUUUGGUUAUUUCAUUUGCCAAACCAGAAAUUGAUUACGACCUGUUGGAGAAUAUGGGAAGAAUAAAGGAAUCGCUGGUGAGGCUGGAUAUCGAAGGCGAUCUCGGAAAGAUUGAUUUUAAAUUUCUCCAUAUAAUGAAAGAAUAUAAGCAAUUGAAAGUUAUAUAUAUUAGAAAACAUGAACAUUUAUGUAGUUAA
Messenger RNA from Paraglomus occultum, 810 nucleotides. The record is from the annotation of a GenBank genome assembly. NCBI's taxonomy places the organism in Eukaryota, Fungi, Glomeromycota, Glomeromycetes, Paraglomerales, Paraglomeraceae.